Messenger RNA from Zingiber officinale, 5708 nucleotides. RefSeq names its product bromodomain and WD repeat-containing protein 1-like. The transcript has 23 exons. Bases 399 to 5513 code for a protein of 1704 amino acids. Gene Ontology annotation, biological process: cytoskeleton organization; regulation of cell shape; regulation of transcription by RNA polymerase II. Gene Ontology annotation, cellular component: nucleus. NCBI's taxonomy places the organism in Eukaryota, Viridiplantae, Streptophyta, Magnoliopsida, Zingiberales, Zingiberaceae. Gene Ontology annotation, molecular function: protein binding. The record is from RefSeq and is a predicted model, not a curated record.
AAAAUGACAGAACGGAGGCUCCGUUUCCGUCAAAGUGUGAGGGGGUGAAGGUAUCCUAGCCAGCCGCCGAUGUCUUCGGCUUCUCUGUGCCGGCGAAAACCCUGCUCACUUCCGCCCUCCCUCGCCGUCGUCUCUGGCCUCCGAUUCAUUUCCUAAGCAACCUCAUCUCCAGAUCGCUCGCGGCCGUUGCUGCUGUUGGUUUCACCUCCUCUCAUCUGAUCUUCUUCGUAAUCUGAUCUCUAAUAACCUUAGGGAUACUUCCGAAUCUUUUAUGUUCUCGGUGUGCCUUGUGCUGCAAGGCUAGGUUUUUUUCUGCUUCACAUUGUGGAGUAAUGCGGCGUCGUUAGUUAUUUUGUAGGUUUUAAGGGGGACCCUCAGAAGAGCAUUCCCUGGUCGAGAUGGCUCCCAGUAAAUGCAAACCUCCUGGAGAUGAAACUCCUACCACUGUGGCACCUUUGAAGUUCUCAAGAAGAAUGUUUGAGAAGCUCAACUCUGUUGACCAAAGAAUGACGCCAGAAAUUGAUAUUAGGGAAGUUUAUUUUUUGAUCAUGCAUUUUUUGUCAUCUGGGCCAUGUAAGAGGACAUACGAGCAGCUGCGGAAUGAACUUUUAGAGCACAAACUUUUACCUAGAAGGUACCAUGCUUGGUAUUCACGUUCUGGUGCACCAAGUGGUGAUGAAGAUGAUGAUGGCUUGUCACUACCUCUUUGUUAUAUCAAGUUGACUCAGAGGUAUCCUCAUAUUGAAAAGGAUCACAUAUUAAAGCUUUUGAAACAAUUAUUAGUUAAUUCAUCUCCUUUGCCUGCCAUGAUUGGAGGAGUUUCAAGUGCUGCUGUUUUUCCUACGCUUAUGGGAUCUGGUUCCUUCUCUCUUCUUGCUUCCGACAGAGAUAAAGAGAUUAAAAGCUCCAAUAAGUUGCCACGUUACUUGCAUUGGCCACAUAUGCAUGCUGGCCAAGUUCAUGGAUUAAAUUUAAGAGAGAUAGGUGGUGGUUUCACAAAACACUGUCGUGCUCCAUCGAUUCGUGCUGCAUGUUAUGCAAUUGCUAAACCAUCAAAUUUGGUACAAAAAAUGGAGAUCAUAAAAAAGUUAAGGGGACAUCAGAAUGCUGUCUAUUGUGCUACAUUUGAUCGUUCUGGGCGGUAUGUAAUAACUGGGUCAGAUGAUCGCCUUGUGAAGAUCUGGUCAAUGGAAACUGCAUUUUGUCUAGCUAGUUGCCGUGGACAUGAAGGUGACAUUACUGACCUGGCUGUGAGUUCAAAUAAUGCUGUGGUGGCAUCUUCUGCAAAUGACUUUAUCAUUAGAGUUUGGCAUCUACCUGAUGGGCAUCCAAUAUCAGUGCUGAAAGGGCACACUGGAGCUGUAACUGCCAUCGCUUUUAAUCCCAGACCUGCUGCUGUUUAUCAGCUACUCUCAUCCUCUGAUGAUGGAACAUGUCGUAUAUGGGAUGCCAGGCAAUCAAAUGCAAAGCCACACAUUUACAUCCCAAAGCCUUUAGACACUUUAGCUGGAAAGGUCACUGAUCCCUCUCCUAGUGCUGGUCAACAAACACAUCAGAUCCUUUGUUGUGCAUUCAAUGCUAAUGGGACUGUAUUUGUUACUGGUAGCUCUGACACAUAUGCCCGGGUAUGGAAUGCUUAUAAGAGCAAUUUGGAUGACCCUGAGCAAUCAAACCAGGAGAUGGAUCUUUUGUGUGGUCACGAGAAUGAUGUCAAUUAUGUACAAUUUAGUGGUUGUGCUGUGGGGUCUAGAUCUUCCCUUGGUGAUACUCUGAAAGAAGAUAAUCUACCUAAAUUUAAAAAUUCCUGGUUCACUCAAGACAACCUUGUUACCUGCUCACGUGAUGGCAGUGCAAUUAUUUGGAUUCCAAGAUCCCGACGAUCUCAUGGAAAAGUUGGGCGCUGGACUCGUGCUUAUCAUCUUAGAGUCCCUAUGCCACCUAUGCCUCCCCAACCUCGUGGUGGUCCUCGUCUAAGAUGUCAGCCAACUCCUCGUGGUGUUAAUAUGAUUGUUUGGAGCUUGGAUAAUAGAUAUGUGCUUGCUGCUAUCAUGGAUUGUAGAAUAUGUGUCUGGAAUGCUUCAGAUGGUAGCUUACUCCAUUCAUUGAUUGGCCAUGAGGAAUCUACAUUUGUUUUGGAUGUGCACCCUUUUGAUCCACGGAUAGCUAUGAGUGCUGGCUAUGAUGGAAAACUGAUCAUCUGGGAUAUAUGGGAGGGCAUGCCUGUGCGGAUAUAUGAAACUGGCCGUUUCAAGUUGGUUGAUGGGAAAUUCUCACCAGAUGGAAUUUCAGUUAUUCUCUCAGAUGAAGUUGGUCAAAUAUUUAUCAUUGCAACUGGUCAGGGCGAGUCGCAAAAGGAUGCCAAAUAUGACCAGGUGUGGAAAUUUAUUGGUAGCACAGAAAAAUUAAUGCAGGAGACCCAACUUACGCCACACAGAAGGAAUAUUCAGGAUCUUCUCUGUGAUUCGGGUAUGAUUCCAUAUCCUGAACCUUACCAGAGCAUGUAUCAAAGACGUCGUUUAGGUAUUCUUGGUAUUGAGUGGCGCCCUGGUUCACUGAAAGUUGCAGUUGGUCCAACCUACAAUGCUAGUAUUGGUGAUUUUCAAGCACUACCAAUUGUGGAUCUAGAGCAGUGGGUUGAGCCUUUACCGGAGAUUGUGGAAGCUAUAGAUUGGGAAAUAGAAAAUGACAUGCAGAGUGAUGAUGCUGAUUCUGAAUAUAAUUUAACUGAUGAAUAUUCCAGCCAAGCCGGUCAAGAAAGUUUGAGCAGCAGUUCAUGUGGGGAAGCAGAAAGCAGUGCCGGAAAUAGUGAAGGCGAUAAUGAUGGAAAGGUAGGCGUUAAGAGAUCUAAAAGGAAAAAGCACUCAUACGAAGUAAGAUUCACUUUGCCACAGAGAAUUGCUAAGAAAAAUGCUCUUACUUUCUUCUCUAAAUUAACAAGUGUUUCUACAGAUGAAGAUCAUGAACCAGACAGUAAUUUCUCUGAAAGUGAAUCAAUGUUCCCAGAUUCAAAGACCCAAAGUUUCGAGUCUGAAAGAUCACUGAAAUUUAAUCUGCUUAGUGGGGUGAAGAAGGAGAGCAUCAAAGAUGAGUAUGAAGCCGCUGCAAUACCUUCUGAAGUCAUCAAUAAACAGUAUAGUCCAGUAAGCAAGAGGAGGUUGGUCCUUAAGCUGCCAUGCCAUGUUGUCUCUGGAACUGUGAUAUCUGAGUGGCCCAAACAGGAUAAUUUGUCUAUAUCCUUGCCCACAAGUAAUUCUGUUGUCAAUAGCCAUCGUAUACCUGAAAGUGAGAUAGCUGAAUCAGUCAGCUCGCAGAAUGAGAUUCCCUCCCGCCAUCAUUUCUUGGUGGAUCACCAGACCAGUAUGAUUAAAUGGGGAGAAGUUAAGCAGCGCUCUUCAAAACGCCCAAGAGUUGGUGACAUGGUUACAUGGGCUGCUGCAAAUACAAGUGUAGAUGACCCUAACACAGCUGGAGACAACACUAUUGGAAUUAUAUCUGGGGACGAGUGUCGGACCUCGAUUUCUUGGAAACCAACUAAUGAGAAAAGCAAUGACAGAUAUGCAGCAGGAAACAAAGGAGUGGAUGCCACCCCACAUCUGCUUUCUCUUGAAAGUAUGUCUUUGGUUCAGCAAUCAUCAAUUUAUAUUCAAGAGUCAGAACAGGUGGUGCUUCCACAUAAGUGUGUUGACAUUAGAAAUGAAUCUGUUGAAGCAGAGAACUUAAAUCCUGUUAACCAUGAAUGCAAGGUUCUAAAUGAAUCAUCUGAAGUAUAUGAACUGGUUCCAAAUAAAACUGUCAAUUAUUUUGGCAGCAAGUGUAGUUUUGAUGUGGACCCUCAGGUAGAUGAAACUAUGAAGACCACUCACCCAAAUAUGUGGUUCAAAACACGAGGAUCAGUACAAGAGUUUAAUAGUUCAUCCUUGAAGUUAAAAUCUUCAGUACUGAACAGUUUGAGAAGUGCAGAGGAUGAGCUUGUCUCAGACAGUCCAACUCCAACUGACCAAGAUUUGGAUUUGGCAGCUGAUGAGGAUGAAGGAACCAACAGAAAGAGUUUAGAACCUGGAAAAUCUAAUAAUAUAUCAGAAAAUUCAGAAGGAUGGACAACCACAAAUGCCAGUUUGUCUGUUUCCCAUGAUUGCUUGGACUUAAAGUCUUAUCCGAAAAUGUAUGAUGCUGUUUAUAAGAGGACGAAGCCAUCCAAGGGAAAGGAAAGUUGCAUAACUGAUGUCCAAGUUAAGCAAGAAACUACUUCAGAUUCUGUUGAUCAUGAUGAAGCAACGUUGCUGUUGAGUGGUAAGAUUAGAGAUUCUCACAGAAAAAAACCCACUGGUGGAAGGGCUCCUAACCAUGAUCUAAGCUGUAGCAUGAAUAACUUUGACAAUAAUUUUUUUAGUUCUUUAGGAGCUUCCACAAGCAGAGGAAAGUCUGCAUCUAGUUCAUGUAAUCAAUUUUUAGUUGAUGAUUGGAAAUCAACAUCAAAAAUGCCUGUUGGUUUAAGAUCUGUAAGAAACAGAAGGGAGAACUACAAUACAACUGAUUUCAGAUGUAUGGAUAAGAAAAGCCACCAAUCGUUGCGGAAGCUUUCAUGGCUUUUAUUAUUAGAGCAUGAGGAGUGCUAUAGAUAUAUUCCUCAAAAAGGUGAUGAAGUGGCCUAUUUGAUACAGGGCCAUCGUGAAUACAUUGAAAGCACUGCUACAACUGAAGUAGGUCCAUGGAAAUCAAUCAAAGGCUUAAAGGCUGUCGAGUUUUGCAAAGUACAAGAACUUGAAUACUCUACACUUCCUGGAUCUGGUGAUAGCUGCUGCAAACUAACCCUUGAAUUCACGGAUCCUUCGUCUUGUGGGUUCAAGAAAACUUUCCGAGUCACAUUGCCUGAACUCAAUGAUCCUGACUUUCUCGUGGAAAGAUUACGCUAUGAUGCUUCCAUUGAAAGGAAUUGGACCCACAGAGACAAGUGCCAGGUAUGGUGGAAGGAUGCUGAUGGAUCGGGUGGAAGUUGGUGGAGUGGUCGGAUCUUAGCUGUAAAACCUAAAGACUCUGAGUUUCCAGAUAGCCCUUGGGAAAAAUAUGUAGUACAGUACAAGGAUGAUUCUUCUGGACAGCAUUUACAUAGUCCUUGGGAACUUCACGAUGUCAAUACUCAUUGGGAGCAUCCUUCUAUUAGUAAUGAAACCAGAAAUGCACUUUUAUAUUAUAUUGCCAAGAUAGAACAGACAUCAAUAAGAAAUCAGGAUUAUCAUGGUGUUCAAAAGAUGAAUCAGGUGGCUCAGAAAUCAAAUUUCUUGAACAGAUACCCUGUUCCACUUUCUCUUGAAGUGAUAAAGAGGAGACUCGAAAACAACUACUAUCGCACCGUGGAUGCAGUGAAGCAUGAUUCCGAUGUUAUGAUUUCCAAUGCCGAUACACACUUCAUCAAAAGUGCGGAGAUGAAGUCAAAGAUCAAAAGGUUAAAGGAAUCGAUCAAGCGUACAUUUUCUUCAUUGACGGAUGAAAAACAAACAAAGGAGUCUUCGUAGUAUAGGUUAAGGCUGCUGCCUAAUUGUAUAUAUCUCCAUUCUAACAUAUUGUUUCACUGUCUUACGCACGCAUCCAUUUAUUUCUUUGGUUAGUUUUGAGGAACACCGUACAGAGAGAGGGAAUGAUCUGCCUGCCUGAAUUCAUUAUGCCUAAAACAUUCACUAUCAAUAAAAUCAAUUAGAAAGAAAACUAAA